UCCGGUUCAGACGUGACAAGUGCGGCCGACUGAACCUGAACUCAGUCUUUAUUUUCCUCCCCUGUAGCCCCUAAAAACUACACUCUUCCCUGUCCUACCACCGAGCUGGCUGCGUGUGCAUAAUGCCAUGGUGGACUGAUAUUUGUUACGAAGAGGAGCUUUCGUGCCGCGGGAGAAUUGGUCCCUUUGUGAGCUAGUUUGGUCCGUCAGUUAGUAGAGAUGUUGUGCUCGGGGCUGGAUGAGCAGCGAGUAGCCUGACGCGUCUUCUCCACAGGCCGGGACGAGCCUUUCAGCUGAGCCCGGAGGACCAGCUCACCCAGAUGGGAGCGAGGAAAGCCUGUCGAAGCCUCUGGUCAUAACCGGGUACUUGGAUACGGUUAGGCUGCCCCAAGACUGCUUCACCAAUUCCUGCUGAAAGUGAGACCCCACCAGCCUUCACGGUGGAAACGAGAAGAAGAGCAAAGAUGAAUGCUGUGCGGGGGGGCACAGUCACCUGGCGUCCCCAGCCGUGGCAGGAUGGGGACGGGGGAGGAGGAGAACCUCUGUCAGACAGCGACUCGGAGGAGGAGGACUUCCCCGACGACAGCACCACACCGCUGGGAGACUACAUCACGCAUGGAUUGAAGCAGCUCCUCGAUGCUCAGCAGCUGUGUGACGUUACGCUACUUGUUGAGGGGAAGAAGUUCAUGUGUCACAGAGUCCUCUUGGCAGCCGUGAGCCCGUAUUUUCGGGCCAUGUUCACCAGUCCCCUGGUUGAGUCCCGCCUCACUGAGAUCCGACUGGAGGAAGUGACGCCAUCUGUCAUGGAGACUGUCAUCCAGUUUGUGUACACCGGUGAGGCAGGGCUCUCUUUGGACACAGCUGAGGAUCUGUUUGUGGCGGCCAACCGGCUUCAGGUCAUGCCUCUUCAAGACUUAUGCUCCAGGUUUCUAUUUGAGCACCUCUCAGUGGAUAACUGCCUGGGGAUGUACUCUUUGGCUCGCUCUCACCAUGACCAGCUGCUACUGCGAGCGUCCCUGCGGCUCGUAGCCCAGCACUUCCCCCGGGUGGCCCGGCAGAAAGACUUCCUCCUGCUGGACCACGGCACCUUAGGCAGCCUCCUGAGCUCUGACCGUCUGGGGGUGGACUCCGAAGCGGAGGUUUACGACGCGGCGCGCCGAUGGGCAGAGCACCAGCCCUUGGAUCGCUACGCCCACAUGCCGGCACUGCUUCACCACCUGCGGCCGGGGCUGCUGUCCCAGGAAGAGAGCCGAAGACUGAGCCAGGAGUUGGGGCCCGCUGCAGCUGGUGAGGGCCUAGGGGGGCCUCUGAGACCACGGGAGGGCAUGUUUGAGAAAAAGAUCGUCUGUGUGGACCUGACGCCUCGGGAAGAUGAGAAUUUAGCUGCGAGAGACUACACAGUGGACUGCUUUGAUCCUCGGACAGGGAAGUGGGAGAAGUUAGCUGCACUGGGUUCACUGGUCAGUCCCGGCUGUACGGCUGUAGGCGACCGGCUGUUUGUAGCGGGGGGAAUCCUGCGGACGGGCUCUGUGUCUGCAGCCGUGCACGAAUACGAUGCAGUGUUGGACCUCUGGAUAGAGCGGCCCUCGAUGGUCCAACCCCGGGCUAUGCUAGGCCUGCUGGGCUGUGGAGAGUCACUCUAUGCCUUGGGCGGUAGUAACCGCUCAGCUCUGCUGGACUCCAGUGAGACCCUGGAGCUGACUACGCUUCAGUGGGCUCCGGGGCCUCGGCUACCACUCCCUCUGCGCGCCUUCGCCUGCGCAGCGUUACGUGGACGGCUUUACCUUCUGGGUGGAACCACACUUGAACAGAAUCGGGCUGUGGUCCACUCGGGAGUGCUUAUUUAUCACACCCUAACAGACUGCUGGACACGUGUGGCUCUGGACUCUGGCGCCACUUGCCUUGCAGGAGGAGUAGCAGUGCGUGGAGGAGUCUGUGCCAUUGGGGGAUACAUGAGGGAUACUACCAAGUUCCUGGAUGGAAACUACACCAAUCUGGAGACUUUAGACGCCACUGGGCGUGUGCUGUUUUUCAGAGAGGGCAGGGGGUCUGGAGUAGAGAGGGAGGUGACUGGAGGUGGGGUGAUGGUCACCGCGGAGCAGCGGGGGGCAGCAGGUGGUGGAAGCGACCGAGCCCCGAGCCCUGUGGUAUUUCCCGGGCUGCCGCGGCGGAUCGCAGCUGGUGGUGUGGCGAGGUGGAAACGCAGGAUUUAUGUGCUGGGUGGGGAAAACGGCUCACGGUUCUAUGACAGUGUUUACUGUUGGAAGCCCGGCUGGCGCAGCUGGGUCCAGAGACGUGAGAAACUCCCAGGAGACACUGGAGGGGUGAGCCAGUUUGGGUGUACCACUUUAAAGUUCCCUAAGAAACACAUCCUGUCCAGACUGAGACUAGCCAAAGAAAACUGCAAGAAGGCUGCUGACUAGCUUGAUAGGGACCACUAUGACUGAAGUUGAGGCAGCCGUUCAUGUGACACAGAGAUGAGCUCCAGGCCGAGUUUGAAUUUGCUCCCCCUUGACCUCAUGUAAUGUUGGUGUGGAGAUGAAAUCACAAGGAAGAUUUUUACAGUCCUGAGCGCAGCCACAGAGUAGGUCUGUAAGGGACUGGACUUGUUAGGAUAGCCAAAUGUACAAGCAGAGAGCAAGUGGAGCCAGAAACUGUUAGGGCUGUACCGAAUAAUUCCCAGCUUCAUUAAUUUGAAUUCUAAAACUUCAUUCAUUCACCAACAUUGAAAUGCUGCUCAGCCAUUUAUCUGUUUUUUCACGGUUAUUCAUUCUGUUUUGGUAUUUCUUUACUAUUGCAGAUAAACAUUCGGCCACACUACUAAUAUAUUUUCUGACAUUUUAUGGACCAAACAACUAAUUGAUUAAUUGAGAUAACAAUCAACAGAUUAAUCAAUAAAAUAAUCGUUAGUUGCAGCAUUAUACCAUAAGUAGAAAUACAUUUCAGGGCUUGUGUAGGACUAUUCCCGUCUUGUGUGAUCCAGACGUUUCCAAUGCGAUAUAAAGCCCUAAAAUCCAAAUUUAUUUUAAAAAAAAA
This is a messenger RNA of Morone saxatilis (striped sea-bass), 3036 nucleotides long. RefSeq lists its product as uncharacterized. The transcript is spliced from 5 exons. The coding region runs from base 465 to 2423 and encodes 652 amino acids. The record is from RefSeq and is a predicted model, not a curated record. Lineage: Eukaryota; Metazoa; Chordata; Actinopteri; Moronidae. Gene Ontology annotation, molecular function: protein binding.